GGUUGGCGUGUUCGUCCAUCUUUAUACUCCCGAGAGUUCCAAGAUGGAUGCGGUGUAUAAGCGUGCAACGUAAUGCAUUCUGGGAUAACUAGCGAUCAGCUGCAGUAAGAAUAGUAACUGGAAAUCAGCAUGUCUCUCUUCAAAUUCAUUGAUAUUGGCAUUAACCUGACAGAUCCCAUGUUUAGAGGGAUUUACAGAGGUACCAAGAAACACCAAGAUGACUUUGCGGAUAUUAUAGAACGCGCUAUCAAAAUCGGUGUGGAGAAGUUUAUGAUUACUGGAGGGAAUGUGAACGACAGCAGAGAGGCGAUUCAGCUUGCUCAGUCUAAUGACCGGUUGUACAGCACAGUUGGCUGCCACCCCACAAGAUGUGGAGAAUUUGAACAGGGUGAUCCUGACCAAUAUCUCGCCGAACUCAAGAAUCUACUGGAGAAUAACAAAGGAAAGGUUGUAGCUGUUGGGGAAUGUGGCUUGGACUUUGAUAGACUGGAAUUUUGUCCCAAGGAAACUCAGCUAAAGUAUUUUGAAAAACAGUUUGAUUUGGCAGAACACACAAAACUUCCGAUGUUUCUGCACUGCAGGAAUGCACACAAGGAGUUUUUAGAUAUAAUGCAACGGAACAGAGACCGCGUUGUUGGAGGUGUAGUUCAUUCUUUUGAUGGUACAAAAGAGGAUGCAUCAGCCAUAGUUGAUCUGGACCUUUACAUUGGAAUUAAUGGCUGCUCACUAAAAACAGAGUCCAAUUUAGAAGUGCUCAAGUCAAUACCCAGCGAGAGAUUGAUGAUUGAGACAGAUGCUCCCUGGUGUGGUGUAAAGAACACACAUGCCGGAUCAAAAUAUGUUAGAACAACUUUCCCAACAAAAAAGAAGUGGGAGAUAGGUCACUGUUUGAAAGACAGAAAUGAACCCUGCCACAUUAUACAAGUGUUGGAGAUUAUGGCCGCAGCAAGAGACGAGGACCCACAGGAUUUAUCAAGGACACUCUAUCAGAACACAAUGAAAGUGUUUUUUCCAGAAGCAUAGGAUCAAAAUAUUGCACUUAAGAAUAAUAAAGGAAUUACUGAUUAAA
This is a messenger RNA of Bombina bombina (fire-bellied toad), 1069 nucleotides long. It is a transcript of the gene TATDN1, whose product is annotated as TatD DNase domain containing 1. Gene Ontology annotation, molecular function: 3'-5'-DNA exonuclease activity. NCBI's taxonomy places the organism in Eukaryota, Metazoa, Chordata, Amphibia, Anura, Bombinatoridae. The record is from RefSeq and is a predicted model, not a curated record. Gene Ontology annotation, cellular component: cytosol. The coding region runs from base 130 to 1023 and encodes 297 amino acids. The transcript is spliced from 12 exons.